Messenger RNA from Euleptes europaea (tarantolino), 2172 nucleotides. It is a transcript of the gene POMGNT1, whose product is annotated as protein O-linked mannose N-acetylglucosaminyltransferase 1 (beta 1,2-). Gene Ontology annotation, molecular function: beta-1,3-galactosyl-O-glycosyl-glycoprotein beta-1,3-N-acetylglucosaminyltransferase activity. The record is from RefSeq and is a predicted model, not a curated record. Gene Ontology annotation, cellular component: Golgi membrane. Bases 64 to 2058 code for a protein of 664 amino acids. Gene Ontology annotation, biological process: protein O-linked glycosylation via N-acetylgalactosamine. NCBI's taxonomy places the organism in Eukaryota, Metazoa, Chordata, Lepidosauria, Squamata, Sphaerodactylidae. The transcript has 21 exons.
UUGGUAGAAUGUGACUUUUGAAGAGCAGAUGCUGCCCGCUUCUCUCUUGUUUGCCCCACUACGAUGGAUGAGUGGAAACCCAAUCCACUAGCCAAGCCUCGAAAGAAACGCAGCUGGUAUCUGGCCUGGAAGUACAAGCUGACCAACCAGAGAGCACUCAGGAGGCUGUUCCAGUCUGAUGUGGAGGGUUUUGCCUUGCAGACAGGGGCUGUUCUCUUCUUGCUGGUGACUGUCAUAGUAAACAUAAAACUGAUCUUGGACACUAGAAGAGCAGCCAGUGAAGAAGAGGAGUCUGCGCAGGAUUAUGAUGAAGGCUUGCAGAACCUGGAGAUUCCACGGCGUCCUAUCAACAGUAGGAAAGUUCUGGAUAUUGAGGUGUACUCCAGUCGCUCCAAGGUGUAUGUGGCAGUGGAUGGGACAACGGUUUUGGAAGACGAAGCCCGGGAACAGGGGAGAGGCAUCCACGUGAUCGUGUUAAAUCAGGCUACGGGACAUGUGAUGGCAAAGCGGGUUUUCGAUACCUACUCUCCACAUGAGGAUGAAGCCAUGGUCCUAUUUCUUAAUAUGGUGGCCAGAGGGCGCAUUCUGAUCUUCACUAUUAAGGAUGAGGGCUCCUUUCACUUGAAAGACACAGCAAAGAGUCUUCUGAAGAGUUUAGGAAGCCAGAUUGCAGAAUCCCUCAGCUGGAGAGACAUGUGGACCUUUGUGGGGAAGAAAGGAGGUGAGAUCUACGGUGAAAAACAUGCCAAAUCUGUGGCACUUUCAACCUGGGGGGAACCAGUCUUACUGAAAACUGAAGUCCAGCUGACCUCUGUGGAAGAUGCUGAAUGUCACUGGCCUGACACGGAGUUAAACCGACGGAGGAAACGUUUCUGUAGCAAAGUGGAAGGUUAUGGCAGCGUCUGCAGCUGUAAGGACCCUACACCUAUAGAGUUCAAUCCUGAGCCGCUCAAAGACAACAAAGUUUUUGAUGUGCCUGUCGCUGUCAUUGCAGGAAACAGACCAAACUACCUGUACAGGAUGCUUCGAUCUCUGCUGUCAGCACAAGGGGUUAAUCCUCAGAUGAUCACUGUCUUCAUUGAUGGAUAUUAUGAGGAGCCAAUGGAUGUGGUGGAAUUAUUUGGUCUGAAAGGAAUUCAGCACACCCCCAUCAGCAUUAAAAAUGCCAGAGUCUCUCAGCACUACAAGGCCAGUUUGACUGCAACAUUCAACUUGCAUCCAGAUGCCAAAUUUGCUGUGGUGCUGGAAGAAGACUUGGACAUUUCCAUUGAUUUCUUCAGUUUCCUAAGCCAGACUAUCUAUUUGCUGGAGGAAGAUGACAGCUUGUACUGUAUCUCUGCCUGGAAUGAUCAGGGUUAUGAGCACACAGCUGAGGAUCCAUCCCUCUUGUAUCGUGUAGAGACCAUGCCGGGCUUGGGUUGGGUGUUAAGGAAGUCCCUGUACAAGGAUGAGUUGGAGCCCAAAUGGCCAACGCCAGAAAAGCUCUGGGACUGGGAUAUGUGGAUGCGAAUGCCCGAGCAGCGGAAGGGCCGAGAAUGCAUCAUCCCUGAUGUAUCACGUUCGUACCAUUUUGGCAUUGUGGGGCUCAACAUGAAUGGCUACUUCCAUGAAGCCUAUUUCAAAAAGCACAAGUUCAACACCGUCCCCAACGUACAGCUUAAAAAUGUGGAGAGCUUAAAGAAAGAUGCAUAUGAGAUUGAGAUUCACCAACUGCUCAGUGAGGCUGAGGUUUUGGAUCACAGCAAGAACCCCUGUGAGGAUUCCUUUGUGCCAGACACAGAGGGAAAGAUCUAUGUGAUGUAUAUCAAGAUGGAGCAAGAAGCAGAUUUCACUACCUGGACUCAGCUUGCCAAGUGCCUCCAUAUCUGGGAUCUGGAUGUCCGUGGGAACCACAAGGGACUAUGGCGGCUCUUCCGGAAAAAGAACCCCUUCUUGGUAGUAGGAGUUCCUGUCUCGCCAUAUUCACUCAAGAAACCUUCAUCAGUGACCCCAGUCUACAUGGAACCCCAAGCCAAGGAUGAGGCACCAGGUCCUGUGGCAGCGGCAGAGCAAACGUGAAGCAGAACUGGCCUGUCAUUCGGAUCGCCUUUGCUGCCUGCUGUGGGAAGAGAGGCACCGGCAGCCGUGGAGCUCCACGGGAUCUGUGUGUCAUUUUGUCUGAGGGUCUUAGAA